Ooceraea biroi (clonal raider ant) is the source of this 3305-nucleotide messenger RNA. RefSeq lists its product as uncharacterized. Lineage: Eukaryota; Metazoa; Arthropoda; Insecta; Hymenoptera; Formicidae. The record is from RefSeq and is a predicted model, not a curated record.
AUGCCUCCGCAGCAAACACUUGCUGGCCGACCUGAUCAUAUCUAUGAUACGAUGCAAUCGCCCCUCCCCCAAUUACUUGGCUCUGCCAAGAUAUCGCUGAUCGUCGACCGACGAUAUUUCCAGGUUGCCGCCACCGUUGCCCAGGAUUACGAGGUCUCGGACAUACAGUGCAGCGGCGCGGGAUCGGCGGCCGAUCUGCUGACGGCGAAGAUCAAGAGGCCGGUCGGCUUCAGAGGCACGCCGCUCUUCGCCGACGACAGAUCGGCGAAUCCGCUCGCCGACAUUCACUGCCAGAUCAGGCCGGACCCGAACGAUCCGCAGGAGGAUAACUACUUCCUGAAGGUGACUGACUUCUCCCGAUGCGGCAUUCUCAAGAGAAACGGUUUCAUCCACCUGCGCGUGUGGUUCCCCGCGUUUCCCGGGGUGGUGAUGCUGGCCGACCAGGAGCUGAUCCUCAUGUGCCGGCCGCCCGAGCCGACGCUCUUGAGGCACAAGGCUGCCGGUUUCGCCGGUACAUUCCCGCACGGCGCCCGGGUGUCCGGCGUGGUGGAGGAGACUCCAGGUCGACUCGAGUACGAGGUGGCCCUUUAUCGCGAGGCGACCGGCAACGUGUCUGAUAGCUCGCAGACGGUCGACCAGGCGGUACCGAUCGGCACGAAGCUGCAGCUGCGCGCCCGCAUCAGCCCGGACAGCGCCUGGGGCUACAUCAAGCUGCUAGAGGUGACGGUCAGUCCGGACCCGGAUCAGCCUCAUGCCCCUGGCAGCGUUGUGCUCGUGAAGGACGGCUGCAGGAAUCGCGAUUUCGCGUCCAUCAUACCGCACCAGCCGGCGAGGUAUCGCGAGCGCAAGAACGAGGUCUUCCUCGAUUUUGAGGCCUUCCUGCUCAGCUCGAUGAGGGAGCGCUCCACCCUUUGGAUCCACUCGCAGAUCAAGGCGUGCAUGGAGCCGCAAGACUGUCAACCGGACUUCUGCCUAGAUCUGUUCGAACCCUCAGGACACGGGAAAAAAAGGAAAAGAGCAGUGGAGGCGAAUGUGGAAGCGUCGGGCGAGUUUCUUCCAAAAGUCGAGCGUUUAAUCAAAAGGUACAACGAUUCCACGCCGUACACAAAGUUUAAGGAGAAUAUCGAGUAUACAGUCAUGAUGCCAGACGACUUGUACGAGAAGGUGGCGGCCGGCCUCGAAGGUAGCUGCGGAAAUUUCCUUUAUGUGGCUACGGGACUGGGUGCUCUGCUGGUGUUAUCGGCCUUUAUCAUGUGCUACUUGGCAUCGCGCCUUCACAGCGUGUCCUCGACGGUACAGCAAAAUAAAACUAUCGACGAACUUGUCAGAGAUCGCACCAGGAAAUAUUGCGACACCAUAUCUGGUUAUACCGGACGCUCGACGGUGCAAUAAAGCAAUGUACGAUUGAGAGGGAGAGAAAGAGAAAAAGGGAGUCGCAAAAGUACUUUAGCGCGUAAAAGUACUCCUCGCGAAAUGUAUAUUAUACCGCGACCUAACGCGUAACGCGCAUCGUACAAUCAGUGUAACGACACUCUGGAAGUCGGAUGGACCGACGUUACUCGCAAGGCUUGGAAGGAGGGCAACGUUACAUUUAUAGGCCGCUUGUCUUCCUACUUGAAAAAUGCAGAACACUUGUCCUACUUCAGAGAUGUAACGAGAUGCGUUCAGAUGCUAUCCUAACGUUUCAGAUUUUUGCUUAGAUACGCGCCGCGCGUUACGUAUUCAUCGAAGAACGAUUCUUGCGAGGAAGAAAAAUUCCAGAUCGCGUUCGAUUGAGCGAGCGAUGACGCCUACCGUGGAAUAAAAAUAGUCUACCGCGAUGGGGAAGCUCGAGGACGCUGGUCGUGGCGAAACAGCACGCUAUUUAUGUAGGAUAAAAUCAGUUGGAGUUAAUGACGAGUGUUAGAGUGAAGAUAAAUUGAUAAUUUAUGAAAAGAACGCGUGUCUUGCCGCAUAGACUUAGAGAUAUGCCGAUAAAAACGUCAUCCGCUAUUUUGUAAUGUAGAUACGGUAGCAAGUCUGCAUUAGAACAUGUGUUUACGUUUUUCUGAGGAAGCGCUGUGCUUAACUGAUUAAGGUGAUUCUCCUCUACGUUAGUUGCAACAUAAGAGAUUCUUUUCAUUUCAAUUUCUUAAUUCCCUAACGCCGAUAAAAAAGCACUCAAAAGUAAGGAAAAUCAAUUUUGAAUUUGUUAUAUGCGUUGUGAUUGUGGUUGUCCAGCGCACGGUACGUCAAUCGUACCGUCAUAAAAAAUAUAUUUGCUCGAGUAAGUUGUGCCGCAAAGUAGCGAGGAGAAUAUUUUAUUGAAGAACCGAGUUUUCCUUAACUCGAGUGCUUCUUUUCCUGAGUCGAGGAACAUUUAGAAUUGAUACUAGCCAACUUUUACUACACACCCAAUUCAUCCAACGUCGCGCACAUCACGCAGUUUCAGCUGAAAGUUUCACGGUCUAUCGAUAUUGCUCAAAUACAGAAGGUAGUCUCGCUGUGACGAGCCUCUCAAACGUGCAAUGCUAUCACGUGACCUGAUGAUCCAAAUGAGUAGAUCCAUCGAUCGCUCGCGUAAUUAUGUAGGAUAAGAACCUCGCCGAAUGCGGAGGAACUCGACGGGACAUUUUGGGUGGUUGCACGAAUUUAUUUCACUCUGUACAUAAACACAAACAGCAAAAUGCUCAAAUUUUACAGCAAACCCUUUUACAGCGAAUAUUUUAUAUUAUACAAACAUACAAAAGUUCAUAUACAGUUUCCCAAUUAAAUAUAUUUAAAAAAAUAACUUUUGAAGAAAUUUUAAAACAAUUUGUCCAUAGCAAAAAAUUUAUAAAAUUUCAAACAGGCACUUAAAAUCUUACUGAAAAGAGUUCAAUCUUUCAAUUUAAUCAGCGAUACUUUACAUUUAAUAAUUAUUAUAAAUUAUUCUAGACGUGGUAGAAUAUAUUUAGAACGAUUAGUUGUUCUUGGAACGUUCAAAAUAACUUGACGUGCAGCUAUUCUAAAAACAACUCAAUUAUUAUUAUAAAACGCUUUAAAGAUCCUUAACGUACAACGUUUUAAAAAAUUCCGCUGUGAAAGGGUUAAAAUAUUACGUAUCUAAUAAUAAUAAUAAUAAUAAUAAUAAUAAUAAUAAUAAUAAUCGAAUGAAGAGAUGCAUUCUAAAUACGCCGCGCAAAGUAGCGCAGCGCGAGGAUCGAUAAUCCUUAGCAAUCCGCGCGGAGAGGUAAUUAAAGAGUGUGACACACUAUAAACGCGACUAGACGUAGAUUAUCGUGUACAAUGAGUAUUUAUUAUAAAAUAAAAGAUCAAACAAUAUA